Molecule: messenger RNA, 4421 nt
Organism: Lingula anatina
Lineage: Eukaryota; Metazoa; Brachiopoda; Lingulata; Lingulida; Lingulidae
Product: TRPL translocation defect protein 14
Molecular function (GO): GTP binding; phosphatidic acid binding; phosphatidylinositol binding
Source: RefSeq, a predicted model, not a curated record
AGGUGUUCCGUGUGCCAGAGUGUGCUACUGUGUUGAUGAGCGGCGGUGUAAAAUGGAUGGAGAUGAAUGACAAUGACACAAAUUUCAGACAAAAUUGAGCCAUAGAAGUACAACAUCGCAGAAAAUCUUUUUCAUUUUAAUUCAGUUUUUCUAUUACAAACUUUAAGGCAUUGGUAUCAACACUUAUUUCACUCUGUGCACAUAUCAGAUUGGUGAAUCUUUGCCCUUUAUUCCUGCUGUUAACCCACCUCCACUCAAUGUUUCCAGAAACCAGUUAACCAGUUAAUUACAUCCAUUUGCUUGUCAGAUUUUAUUUUGAUGUAAAAGCAUGUAACUGUCGGUACUGUUUUGUGAAUAUGUCCCACUUAUUAUACAUAUACUUGUGAGUUUGUUUUGUCAAUAAUCAUAAAUCAAAUUUCCAUGUGGGGAUAUUGUUAGUAAGUAAUUGAAAUACAUUUAUUUGGUAUUGAAUAUUUGGAAUUCAUUGUUAUCUGCAUUGGAUCUAUUGAUUGGUUUCUAUAUUCAUGCUGGGUCUUUCUUAUCUGAAGCUUCCUUCUGUGUAUUGUGGUUGCAAUGGCUAGAUUGUAUGUUAUCAGAAAAUUGGUUAUCAAGUUGAAAGGAGAUCUGCAAGUACCUAAAAAUGUAGCAUUUAUAUGUAUAUGGUAUUAUAAAUAGCCCAGGCCUUACUUGUACUCAGAUGCUUGUACUAUUAUGUCAGCUGUCUUUAAAAUCUGUUUUCAAAAUGGAUCAGAAUUUCUUGGUCCAAAGAAAUGUACCUGUAGUUGAUGUGUACCUGCCACAUAAAUGAUUGAUGAAUUCUAUAAAUAUGACUUAUCAGAGUGAUUACAUCUAUGCCAGGGACCUGUCUCCCUAAAUAUUAUCCUAUUAUCCAGUAAGACAGUGUACUGCCCACUUCUACUUGGUCUCUGACAUGCAAUGCCAGGGAGUGAAGCCGUCAACAUGACUUCUGCAACUUGAUUUUAAGAUGAAUUAUUUAAUGUUGUUAUUUUGUUCAUUGAUAAAUCAGUUUAUUGAUAGUUUUAUUUAUUAUGCGUUUAUUUAUUUAUUUUUGCAAAAAUAUAUUCUUGAAUUUUUUAUUUCCCCUAUGGACCAGGUGCUUGGUGUCUUAUACAGUGCAUGUUCUAUUCUCUUUUUGUGUAGUUUUCCUUAUAAUAUAUUAAAUUCAAUUGUAAAUGAAUUUUUAUCCACACACAGGAUAUAUAACACAGUUCACCAUUAUUUAACCUAAAACAUAGUAUUAAUGAAAAAAUGAACAUCUUUUGGUAUAAUAGUAUCCUGUUCUCAUGUUCUGUUUUGUUUCUUUCUUUAAAUUUCAUCCCUACCCUGGACUAAAUCAGCUGCAGGUAAUUUCACAAACACAUAUUUCACGUUAUCAUACUGUCAGGUUUGGGAGAUGGGAAAGUUCAUUUUGUAAACUGAAGUUUUUUUGAAACUGUUUUAAUUUUGGAAAUAGGUGGGAUUGCUGAAUGAUACUGUGGAUACUGUAAUUUCAAGAAAUAGAACAUAUUUUUACAAAAGUAUUUAAAGUUCCUGGAAAAAUAUUCAUCUAUGCAUCCCAUUGAUAGUGUUGAAAAAAUUGAGAUGAUGGCCAAAAGAAAUAUUUUGUCCUUUUUGAAUUUCCUUGGAACAAAAAACCAAUGGAUUGAAAAAAUUUCAGUUUACUUAUUGACAGGGGCUUGGUGUUAGUACUCUGGGUAUCUUCUGCAUGGGUAGUUUAGACCUUUUUCUAUUUCCCCGUUUUCCUACUCAAUGUGUUCUGUUUGCUGGUGUUAAUAUUGUUAUGUAAUCCAUUGUGUGCUAUGAGGAAGCAUGAGGGGAGAAGAAAGGCAAGCAAACUGGAACAGUUUUCCAGUUUCAAGAGAAUCUUAUCAAGUGUAUGAUGCAGAUAGAGAAGACGUACUGCGAGUUGGCACAGAUGAGCACCAAGAACUGCCUUAUUAUCUGCGACAGAGGCAUCAUGGACGCUACAGCUUACAUGAAGCCAGAACAGUGGGAAGAGAUGAAGAUGAAAAAUGGCUGGAAUGAGAUAGAGCUGAGAGAUAACAGGUAUAACCAGGUGAUCCACAUGGUCACUGCAGCCAAGGGUGCCGAGAAGUUUUAUUCCACGGAGCACGCCGUGCGAUAUGAAUCGCCAGAUGUAGCACGAAAUCUUGAUGAUAUGGCCUCCCAGGCUUGGGUUGGACACCCAUAUUAUGAUGUUAUUGACAACUCCACUGAUUUUGAAGCCAAACUUAUACGCAUGAUAUCAACAGUAACAGAUCGUCUGGGUAUGGACUUCAGGGAAAGGCUCAACGUGAACAGUAAGAAGAGGAAGUUCUUGGUGAGAGAGCUUCCAAGUCUGGAGGCGAUAGACAUGGCUGCCAGUGCAGAGACUAAGGGUUAUCCUCAGUUUCAAGAUUUUGAUGUUGUUCAUGACUACCUGGCCACCCCUGGCCAGAAAACCCAGGCCAGAAUACGGAAACGAGGGCAAAAUGGUAACUGGACAUAUACUCACACCAUACGUCGCUAUCUGCAGAAUAACGAGAGCGCAGAGACCAAGAUGCACAUCACGUCAAGGGACUACACAAACCUCCUGGCUCAGAUAGACGAGAAGCAUCAGACCAUCUACAAGACAAGGCGCUGUUUUCUGUGGAAUGAUCAAUAUUAUCAGAUGGACUUGUACAAGGAGCCGUGUCAAGAAAGGUGUAAAGGGCUGAUUCUCUUGGAAACAUAUAGCACAAUCCCAGCAAUGGAGCCAUUAGACUUGCCCAGUUUUCUGGAUAUAGUGAAGGAAGUCACAGGGGAUCCCUAUUACUCCAUGUACAAUCUCUCCAGUAAGGUCUGGCUACAGAAUACCAAGGGGAAGGCCACUGUGUCACAUGACUCUAUACCUAAUGAGGUUGCUAAUGGUGAUGUCCACCAGGAGGCUACAAGUAAUGGCGACCAUGAUGAGACCAAUGGAGACAUCAAUGGGCUCCGUUAACGCUAUCCAGUGCAGCCUCUAUGUUUUGAGGAAACCAUAUUUUAGACAGACUACUGCUUGGAUGUUAUAAUGUGUGGGCCACAUCUCAUUAUCCUGCAUAAUUGCUUAUGUACAGCAUUUAUAAUCCAGUUAUACUUUACCUGAGUAGAUUGGAAGUAAAAGAUCUUUUCUUAAACAAACUGUAAGAUCAUAGUUCUUCAAUGCCAUGUUAAAAGGCACAAAGAUGAGUGAUAUUUUGAGAUUGUCCUUAAAUGUGGAACUUUUACCUAUAAAUUUUUACUCUGGUCGUGUCCCAAUUUUGUAAUACAUUAUUUUCAGUUUUUCUGUUAUUUUUAUUUCCUUUUGUAUAUUUUCCAUUUAGUUUUGCAAAUAACUUAUGGUAGUUCUCUUUUUUGGCCUCUGUUCUUUUUAAGUUAACUAGUUUUCAGUGCUAACUCAGGAAAUGGUUGCUUUAUGGUGUGUACAUCUAUGUCUUAGUGUUUGAUUUUCCCAGAAUAGGGAGAGCUAAAUGUUAAAGACUAAAAACUAAAUUAUUAAUUUAGUUCAGUUGGAUUUGGUUUUUUAAAUCCAAAAAUAGGUACUAGUAAAAGAGAGACAGUGUUGUCAAGUAUUAGCAAAAAAUUAAGAAAAAUUGACCAAUUAUUUAUGUGAAAGUAGAAGUAAAAUUUUGUUAGGUGUAUAAGUGUCACACCAUUUUGUUAAGUUUGUUCAGUGAAAUGAAACUAAUGGCAGUGCCAUUUAUUUAAUGUUAACUACUAGUCAGUUGGUGACAUUUACUAUUUUCUUUUCAUUUAUUCAUUUCAAGCCUUAUGUUUCUGAAGGAUUAUUUAACAAACUUUUAUUUGCAUCAGUGACCUAAUUAAAGGGAAAAUCCAAUAUGUGCUCCAGAAAUUCUUUCGUUUAUUUUUUUUUUCUCCACCUUUCUGUUAUAUGUCAAGUCAUUCAAAGGGGGUCUCUAGAUACCUUCUUUAUUGGUGUGGGGAGCCUAAAACUUCCAGUGCAGCUAUUGUUCAUGUAACAAAAAUAAAUGUGUCAUUCCUACUGAGAUGUAAGUACAUUUAAAACAAAUAAGUGUCUUUUUUCUUUUUGAUGCAUCUCGUGUGAUGCAGACAUAGUUAUAAAGAUUGCACAGUUAUGUCGUGUCAUGUGCACAUUUCAGUAGAAAAUGCAGACAUUUUUUGCAAAUUAAUUACUUCUAGAAAAUAUAUUAAGCACCAAGUACAUUUUCUAAAAAAAUGUUUGUGUAGAGAAGGAAUUUGUUUAAUAUUCCUUCAGAUUGAAUUGUUUGAACCUGCACUUGCUCACAACUUUACAGUGGAUCUUUUUAGUGCAGUGCUUUCGAUACAUAGGCAUGAUAGGCCAUUAUUUAAUGUAUAAUAAAGAACUCAUUUAAUUGUAUUAUUAAAUGAGGAAGCCUGUUAAUGGAAAUAUAUAUUUA